Molecule: messenger RNA, 783 nt
Organism: Rhodotorula toruloides NP11
Lineage: Eukaryota; Fungi; Basidiomycota; Microbotryomycetes; Sporidiobolales; Sporidiobolaceae
Exons: 4
Coding region: 1-783 (260 amino acids)
Molecular function (GO): protein binding
Source: RefSeq, a predicted model, not a curated record
AUGGCUGCUCGCGCUGCGUCUUCGAGUGUUCUCACCGAGCAAGACUCGCCUUCGCCUCGUUCGGUUGAUGAGGAGGAGGAGCCCGUUGACCAAGAUCCACAUGCGAGCGCUAAUCGCGAACCUGUUAGCCGCUCUCCGCUCUCUCGCCUCGAACGCCUUCCUACCGAGAUUCUCUCUGCCAUCAUCUCGUUCGACUACCUCACCUGGCCAGCCCUCGACGUCUGUUCUCCAGUCUCUCGCCGCCUUCGCCAGAUCGCUCUUCCUGAGCGCGGCGCGGCACCACCCGUUGAGAUAUCAAUUAUAUCUGGCAUCGCGCGUACGGCGCCAAGGUCCGUCGCCUGGAGAUCUCCCUUGGACCGGCCAGGGGCUCGAGUUGGGCCGUGGCGAAGCACUUUCGCCUGGCGUGGCUACGACGACGAAGAGGAAGACGACGAGGACGAGGACAGGGCCCCGAUACACGCGUACGAGCAGCUUGCCGAGGACCUGCUCUGCGAGGAGUCGCUCGGUGAGGACGAAGCCGACUACUUGCCCGACAUCCUCAACGCCUUUCCGAAUGUCCGCAGCCUCCGCCUUGAGGGGUGCGAGUACUUCUCUACCGCAGACAGCGUCGAAUACUUGGUCGAGUGUCUGCCGAAUCUUCGCGAGGUGAUGACCAUUGCAACCAGAGCCGAGCGCGGACGCGGACCCGAAGAUGGCAAGGACUCUUCCGACCAGUCUGCCGAGGAGGAGCUGGGACAAGCGCUGGAGGAGGAGGGCAUUCGCUUCAUUCCGCUGAAGUACUGA